AUACGCCUGUGGAGCAGCAGUGGUUGAAGCAACAGUUUCCUCUAGCUCCAAGACUUCCAGGGAGCCAAGAAAGACCCCCCAAUCCCCCAUCACAGUCAUGGACAGCCUCUUAAUGAGUCGAAGGAAAUUCCUCUACCACUUCAAAAAUAUAAGAUGGGCUAGGGGUCGUCAUGAAACCUACCUGUGCUAUGUUGUGAAACGUCGGGAUAGUGCCACUUCCUUCUCCCUGGACUUUGGCUACCUCCGCAACAAGAAUGGCUGCCAUGUAGAAUUGAUCUUCCUUCGAUACAUCUCUGCCUGGGACCUCGAUCCUAGCCGAUGCUAUAGGGUAACAUGGUUCACUUCAUGGAGUCCCUGCUACGAUUGUGCCCGGCAUGUGGCCAACUUCCUUCGCUGCUACCCUAACCUAACUCUUCGAAUCUUCACUGCCCGUCUGUACUUCUGUGAGGACAAGAAAGCUGAGCCAGAGGGACUUCGACGUUUGCAUCAGGCUGGUGUCCAAAUUACAAUCAUGACUUUCAAAGAUUAUUUUUAUUGCUGGAACACCUUUGUGGAAAAUAGAGAAAGGACCUUCAGAGCGUGGGAAGGAUUGCAUGAAAAUUCUGUUCGCCUGUCUCGACAGCUCCGGCGUAUCCUCUUGCCACUAUAUGAGAUUGAUGACUUAAGAGAUGCCUUCCGUACCUUGGGACUUUGAUACCAGCUUCAAUAAGAUCACACAGAGUGACAUAACUCGAGAGACAAUGAAUCCUCCCUCCCUCUAAUCUUUCCUUCCUAUGUCUAAAUUGACACAUUUAAUCUCCAUUUUCUCCUUUCCUCCCCCCUCACCGUUUUUAUGAAUUCAGAAGAAAAAAUACUUUGAAUUCUUUUAUGAUGUCUUGAGAAAAGAAUAGAUAUAUACUUCCUGAUCAAGACCACAAAAUUCUAUUCAUCCCUAUUUCUCCUUCUCCCUCAACCCUAUUCGUUACAACAUCUCCUUCUAGAAGAUACUUGAACUGGUGAAUGAAUUCACCCACCAAGAAUCUAUUAUGCUGGUAACAUCAGCUUUGGGAAAUGCUGAAGCUAUGAGGGAUGAGAACAUUCUCAAAAUUCUCCACCCUGGAUCUUCUGGCCAGGAUAAUUUUUCAUAAUUUGUUCCAGUUGAAUUUUCAGUGAUCUCACCGAUGCUCCUCCUAACCUUUUGCCUUGAUAAUGUGUUUCAAACUUUAAUUAAGACAGAUUGCUAUAGGGACACAGCCUUUCUAUGAGAAAGGUUGAAUAACUCUAACCUUAAACCUUCUUUUCAAAGCAUUAAUAUCU
This is a messenger RNA of Trichosurus vulpecula (common brushtail), 1296 nucleotides long. RefSeq names its product activation induced cytidine deaminase (gene AICDA). Gene Ontology annotation, biological process: negative regulation of single stranded viral RNA replication via double stranded DNA intermediate; DNA cytosine deamination; cytidine to uridine editing. The record is from RefSeq and is a predicted model, not a curated record. Gene Ontology annotation, molecular function: RNA binding; cytidine deaminase activity; zinc ion binding. Gene Ontology annotation, cellular component: cytoplasm; nucleus; P-body. Lineage: Eukaryota; Metazoa; Chordata; Mammalia; Diprotodontia; Phalangeridae. The coding region runs from base 98 to 694 and encodes 198 amino acids. The transcript has 5 exons.